Molecule: messenger RNA, 270 nt
Organism: Rodentolepis nana
Lineage: Eukaryota; Metazoa; Platyhelminthes; Cestoda; Cyclophyllidea; Hymenolepididae
Source: the annotation of a GenBank genome assembly
AUGUCCAGCAGCACUCUCCUUCGGGCCAUUCUCAGGGAGUUGCGUCAGACUUCUACUUCACCUCAGUUUCGUCAGAAUGAACAUACUACCGAGCAAAGUUGUUCGCCUAUGCACGAAAGCAUACUUUUGGCAGAUACAUAUUUAAAUCUUCUCCAAAGCGUCGCAAGACACCAAGAACUUGUGAAUACUUAUAAGUGCCGCGAAAAGACAACUUCAGAGGCUGCUAACUUGGUUGGACUCUCCCUCCCUAAAACCUACAGUGAUCAAUAG